Messenger RNA from Chara braunii, 1124 nucleotides. The record is from the annotation of a GenBank genome assembly. Lineage: Eukaryota; Viridiplantae; Streptophyta; Charophyceae; Charales; Characeae.
CAACGCGAAGAAGAGGAGAGGAAGAAGCGUGAGAAAGAAGAAGAAGAGCGUAGACAGAGAGAGAAAAAAUAACGGGAAGAGUUUCAGAGGGAGAUGCACAGGGAGAUGUCGCUGAAACUGGAUAAAGUGUGUGAGGCGGUGGGAGGAAAAAAGAACGGCGAAUCCGAGGAAAUCAAGGAACUAAGAGCUCUGGUGGAGUCUUUGAAUCGACAGUGUAGUAUGGGUGGGGUGAUAGAUCGCAAGUCCGGUAAUGACGAUGAGGUUGUACGACUGCGUGCGGAGGUUUAUCGAUUGAGUAGGCGGAAUGAUGGCGCCAGUACCUCUGCCACAAUUACGGGUGUUGCCAGGGAAACUGACAAACUCAUUCGGAUCCGACGUGAACAAGUGGAGGCCAAGACAACUAUGGAUAAGCGCCUGGCAGGCAUGGAAGAAGUCAUAUUCGCCCUGCAAAAGCAAUAUGAAUCGGUCGAGGCUAACGCGGAGGUUUGGAGAAAUGAGGCUUUAUGCCCUGGAAUAGCAUUGCAAUUGGUUGCACCCCGGUCAGCAAUGCUCGAGUUCGUCCGAAGGUUGCUGAAGGAGAUGAGAUUGUGGGAGGUCAAUGCUAUGAAGGAAUCGGAAGAGGAAGUUAAACGACUGAAGGUGGCGAUGGCAAAAUUGGGAACUGAAAAGAAGACGAAGGGCACCAAUCUUAAAGCAAGACUAAACGAGGCGGUUGGAACAUCGUCGAAAAAGGAUAAAGGUAAGUGUCCUUUGACUCCUGCUGAACAGGCGUGCAAGAGGGAGGUUUUCGUUAGAGAAGCACGUAAGCAGCUUGGUAAUCUGAAGAAAGAAGAUAUCAUGGGUAUCUGUGAGAAAGAGGGUAUCGAGUACACUAAGCUUGAUCCAACGAAGGAGGCUAUUGUGCAGUUAAGGGCGGAUCGUGCUGGGUUAGAUGCUAAUAAGGAUGACGUCAACGGUGUUUCGGUUGUCGAAGUUACCAAGGACGGGGGUGACUCCUCCGCUAAGAGCGACGGGCAUGACUCUGCUACUUCUUAGGGUCAUGCCCGAGCGCGACUUUCCUUUGGCAUGUAGUAAUGAUUUGAUGUAGAAUUCGUGCGUCGUCCGUUGAGCUAUUGCGGUGUAGG